Molecule: messenger RNA, 6229 nt
Organism: Acanthochromis polyacanthus (spiny chromis)
Lineage: Eukaryota; Metazoa; Chordata; Actinopteri; Pomacentridae
Gene: garre1
Product: granule associated Rac and RHOG effector 1
Exons: 14
Coding region: 1065-4397 (1110 amino acids)
Biological process (GO): Rac protein signal transduction
Molecular function (GO): CCR4-NOT complex binding
Source: RefSeq, a predicted model, not a curated record
GAUGCAUGUGUGAGGAAGUCGACAUACAGUCACAAGAUUACUGUUUGUGCUUGCCUCGGGUGGAGUACUGGUACUUCAGACCUGAAUGAUAUUUCCCUAAACAAAAGGAGCUUUCUAGUGUGUCUGUGGCUGCACAGUAGAUUAUACAGGAAAUGACCUAGAGGCCUUACAGAUACAUUUGUGCUUUUGUCGCUCUAAUCUGCAUCCGCAGAGAACAGCGAGAUCUGGAAGCACAUUUGUUUCCGCGGUGAGUAAUAUCUACCUCAGCCAGCAGACGGGAGAAACCAGGAAGCUGCUGGAGACUUCAUACAGGCAGACAGAGCUAUCAGCUGGUGCUUGCUCACUGCCUGCCGAGUCCUGCUAUAUGAAGAGGAUUUGUGACGGACUGGAUCUGUCUGCCCUUCGCCUCCUACUGCUCCUCUGCCAGCCACUGCAGUAGACAGAACGAAGCCACAUUCUCUGAUUCCAGCAGUUACGUGCUUGUUUUUUUUUUAAUUGUCAUUUUCCCUCUGUGCUGUUGAGCAGUGUGUCAUUUUCCUUAGAUCCAGUUUUGCUUUUAGCUUUUAAAAGGAUUUUCCACUUUUACUAGUGCAGGCCGAUGUAGGUUUAUAUAUGUACAUACAUAUAUGUAUAUAUACUCUGUAAACUGUAUAAAAAAAUGAUUUUUUUCCAUAUUCUGAAGGAAAGUUAAUGCACUUUAAAACUUGGCUGUAGUACUUUUCUUCCUCUAUUAUGAUCUUUUUGUUUGAAGCUGGAAACAGAGAAUCUGGGGGUGUGUCUUUGUUGUUUUUGAAGCUGGCUAUGACGAAUCUGCAGCAGGGCUGCAUGUAAGCAUUUUACUCAGCCUGCCAGUUUUUGAUCACCCCUCUCGGCCUCACCCUCUUCUGUGUUGCCCCUCUAAAAGACACACUGCGAUGAAUCUUUGGCAGGUGGAAUCCUUGAGCUGUCUUUCUAUUUAACUUGAACAGUUUCAGGAUUGUUGGAAUUGGUGUUUUUGUAAAAAGGAUAAGAGUACUCUGCGGAACGAACGACAAACGGGAGCUUCCGGUGCUGCUGCACCACCUAUGUAUUGUUGUAGUGCGCAGGAAAGUAAAAUGGACUACAAGCGUCGCUUUUUGCUCGGCGGGUCCAAGCAGAAAGUGCAACAGCACCAGCAGUACCAGAUGCCUGAGCUGAGCCGGACCCUGAGCGCCUCUCUGGCCUCCUCUUGCUCUGCCUCUUCGCCCAUGGGCACUGGGGUGGGCAUGCCUGGCAGCUGCCACCCACCACCUUCUGGCGCUACGACCGCUGUUGCCGACAUCCAGCAAGGCAUCUCCAAAUAUUUGGAUGCCCUCAACGUAUUCUGCCGGGCCAGCGCCUUCCUCACAGACCUGUUCAGCAGUGUGUUCAGGAACUCUCACUAUUCCAAAGCAGCUAUGCAACUGAAGGACGUGCAGGAACACGUCAUGGAGGCGGCCAGCAGGCUGACUGCAGCAAUAAAGCCUGAAAUCGCCAAGAUGCUGAUGGAGCUGAGCGCUGGGGCUGCCAACUUUAAAGACCAGAACGACUUCAGCCUGCAGGACGUUGAGGUGCUGGGUCGGUGCUUCCUCACAGUGAUGCAGGUCCAUUUCCAGUUUCUAUCACAGGCUUUACAGAAGGUCCAGCCCGUAGCUCAGUCCUGCCUGGCCGAGGCUCUCGCCCAGGCCCAGGAACGCUGUGCCAACGCCCGCUCCCAAAGCUCCGACCUCGGGCCCCUCACAGAGCUAGAGGAAGCUUCCCGCUCAUGGAAAGGUGCAGCUGAGGCCACAGCGAGGCUGAGGGAGAGGGGCAGGGACGGCUGCCUGGCAGGCAUCCAGGUUCAGCAGCUCUUUUGCUCCAACAACACCACCAUCCCUGAGCACCAGCUGAAGGAGCUCAACAUGAAGAUUGACAGUGCUUUACAGGCCUAUAAAGCAGCAUUAGAGAGCCUGGGCCAUAGUGAGUACGCACUGAAGGCAGGCUUUCAUCUCAACCCCAAAGCCGUGGAGACAGCCUUACAGGGCUGUUGCAGUGAAGCGGAGGCUCAGCAGGCAGGCAGGAUGCAGACCACUUCCCAGCCCAUUCAGUGUGAGCUGCCAACCAUACCUGUGCAGAUCGGCUCACAUUUUCUCAAAGGAGUGUCCUUCAACGAGUCAGCGGCUGACAACCUCAAACUGAAAACGCACACGAUGCUGCAGCUCAUUAAGGAGGCACUGGGCCAGAACGGAGUGACCCCCAGGGAUGACUCUCCUGUCACUGAGGUCCUCAACCAAGUUUGCCCAUCUAGUUGGAGGGGGGCCUGCAAGACAGCUGUCCAGCUGCUAUUUGCCCAGGCUGGCCUGGUGGUUGUUGAUACAGCUCAGAUUGAGAACAAGGAGGCCUAUGCUCCACAGAUCACUCUGGAAGGAUCCAAGGUAGUGGUCCAGGUCCCCUCUACAUGGUGUCUCAAGGAGGACCCAGCCACUAUGUCCUUGCUCCAGAGGAGCUUAGACCCAGAGAAGACGCUUGGUUUAGUGGAUGUACUUUACACAGCAGUGUUUGACAUCAACAGGUGGAAGGAAAGAAAAGAGCAAGCCUUGCCCACUAUUCAGAUCCAGCUGCAGAGAGAGAUCCCAGACUAUGGCAGCCCGACUGAUUUGGCUCCAGGUACCAGCUCCAAGACUUCCAGUGGAUUGCCCAAAACAAUAUCCAAGUUGACUUCCAAGUUCACCAAGAAGGUCUCAUCCAGCUCAAACAGUGGGGGUAGUUACUCCAUCCCUAGUACCCCGUCUCGCAGCAUGCUGUCAGCCAAUAGCUCUGAGGAAAAGGCCAAGGGCCUGGGCCACAGCGACGGGAGGCUACAGAGCAUCCUGCAGAUGGGCAGCCUGUCUUGUGCCCCUGACUCUACCCAGCAAAACCAGCUGGCCAAUGGCUUGAUGGCUGAAGACCAGGGGAUGAAUCUGCCCACUGACCAAGAGAUGCAGGAUGUCAUUGACUUUCUCUCAGGAUUCAACAUGGGCAAAUCCCAGCAGGCAUCACCCCUAGUCAAGAGGAGGAAUUCUGUGGCAUCUGCGAACCCUGCUGAGCUGAAACCACCAAGUGGUCCUCCACCAGCCUCCCAGUCUAUCUCUCAUAGUGCCCUACAGCCCCCAGCUCAGACCCUGCCUCAGCCCCAGCCUCAACCUGCACCUUCAGUGCAGAAGCAGCAGCAGCCGCCUCAGCCUCAACCGCAGCCACCUCCCCCGCAGCAACAGCAGCCCCAGCAGCAACAGCAGCAGCCCCCUCCUCCACCUCAGCAGCCCUCCCCACAGGCCCUGCAGUACUACCAGCACCUCCUGCAGCCCAUCACUCAGCAGCAGGCGCCUCCUCCUCAGCUUCCUCCCCAGCAGACCCCAUCCCAGGUCCUGCCACAGCAGAGAGUGGCGAGCAAGUGGCUUGGCACCUCUGGGCAACAGCCUCCACCGCAAGGCCCCCCAGCAGGGUUGUCACCCCUGGGUCCCAUCGGGCAGUGGGGCUCACCUGGACUGCCGGAUCUGAGCUCAGAUCUGUACAGUCUGGGUCUGGUCAGCACCUACAUGGACAGUGUCAUGUCAGAGAUGCUGGGUCAGAAACCACAGGGGCCCCGCAACAAUACUUGGCCCAACAGGGACCAGAGCGAGGGGGUGUUUGGAGUCCUGGGGGACACACUGCCUUUCGACCCAGCAGUUGGCUCGGACCCAGAAUUUGCACGUUACGUUGCUGGCGUCAGUCAGGCCAUGCAGCAGAAACGGCAGGUGCAGCACAUCCGUCGCCCCAGCAACACACGCAGCAACUGGCCAAUGCCUGAUGAGCAGCACAGGACCUGGUCCCACCCAGAGUACUACAGUGAAGGUGAGACUGUAAACAGCAGCUGGUCGGCCAAUCAGGGGGACUCAGCCAGCUCCAGCGAUGAGACGUCUUCAGCCAACGGUGACAGCUUGUUCUCCAUGUUUUCAGGACCGGACCUUGUAGCGGCAGUAAAACAAAGGAGAAAACACAGCUGUGGGGAGCCAGAGGUGUGCACCCUGCCUUCACCACCUCUCCAUCACAUUGGGGAUGAUAACCAGGACAGCAAAACUAAAACCUGGCCUCCUAAAGCGCCAUGGCAGCACUCCACCCACACCAACACCAUGCCCAAUCCCAGCUCUUCCUUGUACCAGAUGAACAUCCCUCCUUCCUCGCAGUGGAGCGACUCCAUGCAGAUGCUGCAGUCUCCUGUGUGGUCCACCGCCAGCGACUGCUCCCCCUCCACCGGCAUCUCUUCUGGUUUUCCCUUCACCCAGCAGCAGCAGCAGCAGCAGCAGCAGCAACAACAGCAGCAGCAACACAAACCCAUGACCAAGGGCUUUAAAUCCUUCCCCCUCAAACACGAGCACAGGCCCUCCUACCUUCACCAGUACUGACCACGGCGUAGUGUCGAACUAGUCCACGGUGAAGUGCCACGGAGGACCUGCAGCUCUGUUAUAUGAGCCGCUGAGUGGGCCGAGCUGCAGCCAUUACAGUCCACACCCACUGAAUUGGAAGAUUUCAAAGCCUCAGAGGCAACGUUAAGUACACACACUGGCUCGACAUUUUUGUAUCUAUAUUUUUCCAUGUCAGACAUCCCCAUUUGAAAAAAGAGAUGUAUUUUGAAGUUUUUUGAACUGCCAUGUUUUAACUAUGAACGGUGCAUGUGUCAUGCCGGCAGCAGUUAAGUCUAGUGGUCGUUUCUCUGUCUGUUGAGCUGACGUUUCCUCAGACAAGAGCUGGAGACGCGCACGGCCGUCACCCACUUGCUUCUGCAGCUGAACGUGUGUGUGUGUGUGUGUGUGUGUGUGUGUGUGUGUGUGUGUGUGUGUGUGUGUGUGUGUGUGUGUGUGUGUGUGUGUGUGUGUGUGUGUGUGUGUGUGUGUGUGUAAGUGUGUGUGUGUGUGUGUGUAAGUGUGUGUGUGUGUGUCUGUAAAGGAGGGGAUUACAAGGGGGCAGGGGCUUGAAAUGCUCUCAUUUUGCCCAUAAUAAAUAUACUGUGUCUACAUAGCUGUAACUGCCAAAUCUCAUGCAAGAUGACUCAGAAUACAGCUACCAUCUACUGUUUCAUAGCUUGUAAAAUACUGAAGUUGAAAUAUAAAUAUUAAUUCUUUUUAUUAAGAGGCUUUGAGCAGGCUCAGCAUAAAUAUAGUAAGUCACUGCAGAGGUGUAAUUUGAGAGAAAUACACUACUUUUUCAACAACUGACCAGAGUUAAGAAUUAUAGCAGUAACUAUGUGCCAUGUUGGUAUUGAUAGCACUUGCAGAAUAUUAUUUCCAACCAAAGCGUUGUUCAGAAGAUGAAUGGUGCUGACAAGAGGCAGUCUGAGAUUACUGAUAAGCGUGAAGUUGAACGCCCUAUUGGAUGCGAGCAUUAGGGAACAUCUUCAUUUCCUCCUCUCUAAUUGGCGGUUGUUUGCUCCAGAUUGACACUAACUCCCACAAACCUAACGUUUCUUCUGUUUAAUAAUACAAUAUUUUUCGUGUACCAUUAUUGACAGUAUUAAUCUUAUUUUUGUAUUUUCUUACAUGUUAUGCCAUUACUGUAUGUUAGUAUUCUUGUAGACAUAUUACAUAAAAACAUUAUUUUCCACCUCCCAAUAUGUGAGAAAAAGCACAUUUUUUUCCUACAGAGUUGAACUACACCAUCUAUCUAUAAAGGUUACCAAAUAUGCCAUGCUAAACACUAAACAUUGUACGAUGAGGGUGUUUUUUUUCGAGCCCUUGUUUCUUCAGUUUCUAUGGCAAUGGGCUGUAUUUAAAAGCCCAGAAUGUUAUCUUUUUGUGAUGUUUGCGGAUGCCAAUGUUGCCUGUAUUUAUGAAAUGACACCAUGUUUUCAGAAAACUAACAUACUUAACAUGUUUACAGAGAAUUGUUUGCUGUAUAUACAUAUAAAUAUAUAUCUUUUUAUAGUUAAUGUGCUUUGCACAAUCAAAAUAUAGGGUUUGUUGCUUUUUGUCUGUGUUAUCUCCCUAACUGUUGCAGCCUUUUUUAAGACAUCAUUACAGACCUUGGACUGUAACUGUUAGCUUCUCAGCUGUGUCAAAUGGUUUACUAGUGGCUUCUACAAAAGAUAAAAAAGUAAUAAUAAAAACAUGUUGCCCUGAUAGAAGAUAUGAAGGGGGACUGCUUGGCUUAUGUUGCUUAUUGUUCUCUUGACCUGGCAACUGAAUCUUUCCAAGUGUACCAGCAAUGCAAAAAAUGAAUAAAAAUGACUAGCAAUUCGAAA